Molecule: messenger RNA, 1789 nt
Organism: Pocillopora verrucosa
Lineage: Eukaryota; Metazoa; Cnidaria; Anthozoa; Scleractinia; Pocilloporidae
Source: RefSeq, a predicted model, not a curated record
CGUGGCACAAAGGUUGUUGGCAAUUUCUUGUUGAAACAUUUCGUCUUAAUGAAACUUGUGGUGAGUUCCUUUCAAAAAUGACUUCGUACCAGGACUUUAUAACUCAGAACGAGGACCGUGAUGGUGUUAGAUUUAGCUGGAAUGUUUGGCCCUCGAGUCGACUGGAAGCUACGCGAAUGGUUGUUCCUGUUGGUUGUAUGUACACACCGUUGAAAGAACGACCAGACCUUCCUCCAAUCUGUUAUGAUCCUGUUUUGUGUACAAGGAACACUUGUAGAGCAGUGUUGAACCCAUUUUGUCAAGUGGACUAUCGAUCUAAAGUUUGGCACUGCAAUUUUUGCUUCCAACGAAAUGCGUUUCCUCCUCAGUAUGCUGGAAUAUCAGAACAGCACCAACCUGCUGAACUUAUUCCUCAGUUUUCAACCAUUGAGUACACUCUACAGCGUGGAGGCACCUCUGGUCCAUUGAUAUAUUUGAUAGUGUUAGACACAUGUAUGGAUGAUGAAGACUUCCAGGCUGUGAAGGAAUCUCUGCAAAUGUCUCUGAGUCUAAUGCCACCCAAUGCAUUGGUUGGUCUCAUCACAUUUGGUAAAAUGGUUCAUGUCCAUGAGCUGGGAUGUGAAGGUUGCUCCAAGAGUUAUGUCUUCAGAGGAACAAAGGACCUUAAUGCUAAACAAAUACAGGAUAUGCUUGGCCUAGGAGGCAGUGGGCGAGGACAACAGCAGCAAAUGAGAGGAGGACCUGUACCACCACAACAACAGUCCAAUGAAACAUUUAACAGGUUUCUCCAACCAGUCCACAAAUGUGAUAUGAGCCUUACUGAUCUAUUGGGAGAACUUCAGCGAGAUCCUUGGCCUGUUCCAACUGGCAAAAGACCCCUAAGGUCAACUGGUGUGGCAUUGUCCAUUGCUAUUGGUCUGCUUGAGUGCACAUAUCCUAACACUGGUGGUAGAAUCAUGUUGUUCAUGGGAGGACCAGGAACACAGGGACCAGGUAUGGUGGUUGAUGAAGAGUUAAAAAAUCCAAUGCGAUCACAUCAUGAUCUUGAGAAAGACAAUGCAAGACAUGUCAGGAAAGCUAUUAAGCAUUAUGAAGCAUUGUCACGCCGUGCUGCAGAAAAUGGGCAUGUUGUGGAUAUAUUUGCAUGUCAGCUGGAUCAGACAGGACUUCAUGAAAUCAAGAGUUUUCCUAAUGUCACAGGAGGCUACAUGGUGAUGGGAGAUUCAUUCAACACAGCACUUUUCAAACAGACAUUUCAGAGAGUGUUUUCCAAAGAUAUGCGUGGAGAGUUUAAGAUGGCUUUUUGUGCUACACUUGAAGUGAAGACAUCAAGAGAGUUGAGAGUGUCAGGUGCCAUUGGACCAUGUAUAUCAUUGGACAGAAAAGGACCUAACGUUUCUGAAACAGAAAUUGGAGUUGGUGGAACAUGUGCAUGGAAGAUGUGUGGAUUAGAGCCUCAGACAACACUUGGAGUUUUCUUUGAAAUAGUUAACCAGCACACAGCCCCAGUCCCCCAAGGAGGGCGUGGCUGCAUACAGUUUAUCACUCAGUAUCAACAUUCCAGUGGCCAGCGGAGAGUUCGAGUCACAACGUGCGCACGAAACUGGGUAGAUGCAUCAAAUGUUCAACACAUCGCUAUGGGGUUCGACCAGGAGGCUGCAGCCGUUAUGAUGAGCAGAGUAGCUGUUUUCAGAGCUGAAGGAGAUGAUGGACCUGAUGUGUUGCGCUGGUUGGAUCGCAUGCUCAUUCGACUAUGUCAGAAGUUUGGUGAAUACCAUAAGGAUGACCC